Molecule: messenger RNA, 1560 nt
Organism: Phragmites australis (common reed)
Lineage: Eukaryota; Viridiplantae; Streptophyta; Magnoliopsida; Poales; Poaceae
Exons: 6
Coding region: 482-1153 (223 amino acids)
Source: RefSeq, a predicted model, not a curated record
CAUCCGGCUGCCUUGUGCAUGUCCAGCUAGUUUGCUUUUAUACCUGCCUAUAUAUUGUAAUAAAUGCUACUCCGAAUACAAUUACGUGUGAUUAGCUUCAUUUUCACCUGCUCUUGUAUAUAUAUCGUUCGUUAUUGUUAAGAAGAAGAGAAGUGAAUUUGAGUGGGUGGAACGCUUAGUUAGUCCACAGAUUGCUCCUGCUAUCGGUCUCCGCCUCCUCAAAGACAUCGUGACUUCUUCUCUUUCUUAAUCCUAUUCCAUCAGUUUUGAGGCCAAUUAUUAGGGUGUUUGGCUUGUCUUCUCCCAUGGCAAAUUACUCCGUUUUGGCUUUUUUGCACGGACGGGUAAUUUGAUGAGCUAAUCGAGCUGAAUUGCGAAGCGUAUUGGUUGUCCUUGGGAUUUGUUGACGGAUUGCAUCAUGCUGAAUUUGGGGAAAAUUCACUGAAAAAUGCUUUGCAUCUCAUGAGAUUCGGGCUUGGUAAUGGAGGGGGAGGCAAAGAGCCACUAUCACACGCGCGUGCGCGGCUCCAAGCGCGGCGGCGGCACGGCGGCGGAGAGGGACCUGCUGCUGCAGUGGGGCAACCGGAAACGGCUGCGCUGCGUUAAGGUGCACCGCCGCGACGUUGCGGCUGCUGCUACGGUCGCCGCCGAGAAGGCAGCGUCCAGCCAGCGACGCGCCGCCGCCGCCGCCGCCGCACUGCAGCACGGCAGCCUCAGGAAUUCAGAGAGGGCUGGCAAUAUGGGAUCAUCAGCACAGCAGCAGCAGAACAAUGUGAUCCACAUGAUGGCAUCACCUGACAGGGAGCGUCAAGUAAAAGGAGGCGGCAACUGCAAUAAUGGAAAUUUAUUAGCCUCUCCAGACGACAAGAAGGGCUCGUCUUCAGGAAGUGAGGGGUCUGUGUGGCCGAACGUAACAAUUGCACUGACAAACAAGGAGAAGGAGGAGGACUUCUUGGUGUUCAAAGGUUCAAGACCGCCCCACAGGCCCAAGAAGAGAGUAAAGGCCAUCCAGAAGACCAUCAAUCUUGUAUGCCCGGGUACAUGGCUCUGCGAUUUGACUCUUGAAAGGUAUGAAGUCCGAGAGAAGAAGGCUUCGAAAAAGCGGCCAAGGGGAUUGAAGGCUAUGCAAAAUAUGGACAGUGAUUCAGAGUAACUGAAACGACUGAAUCAGCAUCGCUGAAACACCACAAAGAACUGGAAGAAGGGAUACAUACGUACCAUGAUGACUUGAUUCCUAGAAGGGAAAGACAAAACAAGCAUACUCGAAGUACACUCGGUUACUGUUCAUUGCCGGUACAUAUAUGAAGAUCAAGUUGCUCGCCCUAUGGGGCACGUAAUUUAAGAGGCUGCAGAGUAGCGAUGCCAAUAAUGCCUGCGCUCCUCAUGUUACACGCAGUAGCGAGUCGUGACGCGACGCCAAGAUGUUGGUGCGCCUGUUGGCGCCCAGGCUCCAGAGUACGUCCUGUGAAAGAACAGGCAGUGCCUGUUAUGAACGGUCCUGGAUUAUUGACGCUGACAUGAUGUUACAGUGUGUAAAUCCAAGGAGAAGAUCUUUUUGCA